AUGAAAUUUUCCUCCUUCGUUGCGGCCUUUGCUCUCUCGGCUAUAGUCCGAGCGGCUAUAAUACCAAAAAUAUCUUCAGCAGAUUUAGACCCUGGACCGAAUGCUUUGUCCCAGCGAGGCGAUUCACCGGAAGGUGGCAUUGAUGACAUUUCGGAGGAAGAUUGUCUUACUACGAAGACCGUCUUGGAAAAGGCCUCUACUGAUCUUUCUCUGAUCAAUUUUGACACAAACUGGAAGGUAGUUUCGGAAUCAAAACCAGCUCCCAUCAGCGGCCCUUUGCCAUAUGGUUUGAAAGAAGCAGGACUCGAUCCCAAGGAGGAGUUUCAGACCACGAAGGCUCAGGUUAAAGGUGCAUUUGCGCAUUAUACCAACGCUAUGUCAACCUCAUCUGGAGCUAUAAUCGCAAGCGAAAUCUAUGGACGUUUUACGACCGCUGUUAUGUCGGAUGCCCCUGACCGAUGGUCCGCUGUAACAUGGUAUCUUUGGAAGAAAGCUUGCGAGAAAGCAAAUCAAGUUCCAUCGAAACUUGAUUUCAUUUUUCAAGACACGAUCAUGAAUGACAAAACAAAUAAAGUCCUAAAUGUUGGAAUGGCCGCCGCAGACAAGCAGAAACAGGGUAAGGGAGGUGAGAUAAUAGUCACGAGGUGGACGCCAGACGAUGAUCAAUUUUAUGCUGCACUCGCAGCACCCAACAGCAUUGGUUCUCUUUAUCUUGCGAAGGAUUAUCCUAAUGAACUGGGUUGGAAGACUAUCGAAAGUAUUUCGGUGUACUGGCCUCAGAAGCUGAACCAGCCGGUUAUGUGGAUCACCUAUGUACCUUUUUGUGGGUGA
Messenger RNA from Penicillium lagena, 831 nucleotides. RefSeq lists its product as uncharacterized. NCBI's taxonomy places the organism in Eukaryota, Fungi, Ascomycota, Eurotiomycetes, Eurotiales, Aspergillaceae. The transcript has 2 exons. Bases 1 to 831 code for a protein of 276 amino acids. The record is from RefSeq and is a predicted model, not a curated record.